AUGGACAUGGAAGUCCGCCUCACCUUCCCCCCAGCGCCUGCGGGCGAACCAAACCCACUAGCGGCGCUGCGGGCCUUCGCGCGGGAGGUCGACGGGGUGCGUGUCGUCGCGGGAAGGAAGGAGGUGCGGGUCUCGCUCGACUGGGGUGGGAAAGACCACGAGGAGUCCGACGCCGCCUUCGACGCCUUCCUCGCCUGUCUCGCGCCGCCAGUGUCCUUCAGCUUGUCCUUCCCGUCCCACUCUGCGGCAACGCGACACCUCUUCCGCCGCCCGCCGCUCGGCGGCCUGCGCACCGCCGCGCUCCGCACACUGACCGUACAGGACAUACUCGAGGUGCCGUCCGCGUGGGAGCUCCUCGCGUCGAGCGGCGUGACGACGGCGCGUACCUCGCUCUGCGGGUUCACGGACGGCGACUACGCUCAAACCGCGGCGCGGCUGGCGGCCAACACGACGCUGACGACAUUCUGCGUCGAUCCUGGGUGCUCCGUUCUGCGCUCCUGCCAGUGCUGGAGCUGGGUGCGUGUGAGUCGAUCAGCAGAAGAGGGGGAGGAAGGCGUCCACGCGCUGGGGAGCCUGCUCGCGCGCAACCGCCGCCUCCGCUUGCGCUGCCACGCCGCCUUCGCCCAAGCACUCCUGCCCGCGCGCGUGCUCCUCCUUGCCGCUGCUAGCCCCAUCGCCGAGACACAGCGAUACCGCGAAGUCGUGCGAGCCGCCAAGGUCCGUCUCGCGUCGCGCAGUCGCAGUCGUUCGAGAAGACGUGGGCCACUGCUGCGCGUCGCGACGACGACACACACGCCCCACCUCUCGCCAGAGUGGUCACCUACGCCCCCGGCCCGUCAACCCCCAGCGACGACGACGUUCCUCUCCCUUCCUCCCGAGGUCGUCCACCUCAUCCUGCAAUACGUCUCGGAUGACCCCAUGGCACUGAGCCCAGCCCAGUGGGGCCGCCUGUUCGAGCAUGCUGCGGACCGCUCCAGUCUGGCGCAACUUGCUACAGCCGCCAACACCACCAAUGCCAUCGCCGCCGCCAACCGCCCCUCGUUUGCAAGACUCAUGAGCCGUUGGCUCGACACCGGUGGGUUCGUGUGGGAGCAGGGCAUCCCUCGCUAG
Vanrija pseudolonga is the source of this 1110-nucleotide messenger RNA. RefSeq lists its product as uncharacterized. Lineage: Eukaryota; Fungi; Basidiomycota; Tremellomycetes; Trichosporonales; Trichosporonaceae. Bases 1 to 1110 code for a protein of 369 amino acids. The record is from RefSeq and is a predicted model, not a curated record. The transcript is spliced from 2 exons.